Messenger RNA from Mus musculus (house mouse), 2083 nucleotides. RefSeq names its product predicted gene, 57853. Bases 914 to 1240 code for a protein of 108 amino acids. The record is from RefSeq and is marked validated. The transcript has 9 exons. Lineage: Eukaryota; Metazoa; Chordata; Mammalia; Rodentia; Muridae.
AUCCCCUCGACCACUCCUUUGGCGCUUCGCUGUCGACCGUGCGCUUCUUCUAGCCCAGUGAUCAGUCAUGGCAUGCCCUCUGGAUCAGGCCAUUGGCCUUCUCGUGGCCAUCUUCCACAAGUACUCUGGCAAGGAAGGUGACAAGCACACCCUGAGCAAGAAGGAGCUGAAGGAGUUGAUCCAGAAGGAGCUCACCAUUGGCUCCAAGCUGCAGGAUGCUGAAAUUGCAAGGCUGAUGGAUGAUCUGGACCGUAACAAGGAUCAGGAAGUAAACUUCCAGGAGUAUGUCGCCUUCCUGGGGGCCUUGGCUUUGAUCUACAAUGAAGCUCUGAAAUAAAAUGGGACCGUUGAGAUGACUUCCGGGGGCCUCUCUCGGUCAAAUCCAGUGGAAUCGUUUGAUUCAGAAAGUCUUGUGAGAAGACAUGGCGAGAAACCGAAUCAAGAAUAGCGCACACGAUGGCGGAGGAAUGGAGAAGAGAAAGGCCAGGACUGGAAGAACGCGAUUAGAAGUCCUUCUUUUAUGAUUUACUGAACAUAUUUUCUAUGUCUUUGCUAUGGCAAUCUCCUUCUAUGCCUCAGAGAGAAGACUCUCAAUCAGUUGCUUGAUCUUUGGCGCCACCUUCUGGGAGAUACACUCAUCAGCCUGCGCGGUCCUGUGUGCUACUUGGGCUGAGAUGGUCAGACAGAAGCUGCCACUGAGAGAAGGCUUGUACUGGGGUUUUUCAGGUCCUGGAGGUGGGUCCCUAAAGCCAGGAGUAUGACGAUGUCAUUCCAGGAAUGCAGUUAAGGAUUGUACAGAGGCCAGGCUGUGGAUGCUGAGCAGCCCUGCACCAAGAGCAACAGACUCUCCGCUGUCCCAGAGCCUCCUCCUCUGCUCUGCAGAUCUGCCUGUACCCUGAAGGGUCCAUCAGUCAUGCCAGACACACCAGUGGAGGACUCCCUCUUCCAAAUCAUACACUGCUUCCAUCACUAUGCUGCCCGGGAAGGGGACAAGGAGACCUUGUCCCUGGAGGAGUUGAAAGCUCUGCUCUUGGAUAGUGUGCCUCGCUUCAUGGACACCUUGGGCCGCAGGCAGCCAUACUACAUCACAGAGCUGUUCCGGGCAGCUGACAAAAACAAGGACAACCAGAUCUGCUUUGAUGAGUUCCUGUACAUCUUGGGCAAGCUGGUGAAGGACUACCAUCUCCAGUUCCACCGGCAGUUGUGUGCACACUACUGUACUGAGCACAGCCUCUACUAGAGGGAGGACAGGCAGUCUCUCAUCACCAGAACCUCUCCCGAGACAUGGCCUGAUCAUGAACAGUGUACAGAACUCAGCAAUGUAUUUCUUCUUAGGUGUGUGCACAUGCAUACAAACAAUAUCACAAAUAUUUCUGGGAAGUACUCAGGUCAUGGUUCUGGGUAUCCCUUAAUGUUCAGUAAAAGAAGUUUAGUUUUUAUUAUCAGGAACAUCGUUUUGGGCAGAAGACAUGGCUCCUGCCUUCAGUGAUACCUUGCUUGAAUACCGGGGGGAAUACCGGCCUUGAAUCCAAAGUGCCAGCCGGUGGCUCAUGCCUUUAAUCCCAGCACUCGGGAGGCAGAGGCAGGCGGAUUUCUGAGUUCAAGGCCAGCCUGGUCUACAAAGUGAGUUCCAGGACAGCCAGAGCUAUACAGAGAAACCCUGUCUCGAAAAACCAUUAAAACAAAACAAAACAAAGUGCCCUUAUCUGAUGCAAGAGACCCAGGCUUGCUAACAGAAAUCUUAUCUGAGGUGUGAGAUGACCUGCUGUCUGAUUUCAAGUCUAUAAGGAAGGGGCUCUUCUUUGGGCCAGGGUCCCCUCUGAGAAGGAAGUAAGAUAUCCCAAUGAUGCUAUUGACUGAUCAUUCACUGCACAUGCGGGAUAGGGGGAGGGGAGCCACAUGGAUAAUGGCGAAUAGAAGGAGUCCUUUUGUGAGUGCACACACAGGAGAUUGGGAGGACAGGAGAUACCCAAGACCAGGAGGGGGAGGAGGAAGUGUUUCAAGAAGAUAUAAUGGCACCAGAGACCCAGAUGGUAUGCCUGAAACAGCAGAGAGCACUCUGGAAAUAAAUGUUCAAGGAGAA